Messenger RNA from Cornus florida, 2931 nucleotides. Its product is annotated as trafficking protein particle complex II-specific subunit 130 homolog. Gene Ontology annotation, molecular function: protein binding. The record is from RefSeq and is a predicted model, not a curated record. Bases 156 to 2492 code for a protein of 778 amino acids. Gene Ontology annotation, cellular component: TRAPPII protein complex. Lineage: Eukaryota; Viridiplantae; Streptophyta; Magnoliopsida; Cornales; Cornaceae. Gene Ontology annotation, biological process: intra-Golgi vesicle-mediated transport; early endosome to Golgi transport. The transcript is spliced from 11 exons.
UCAUUGUUUGUGAUAUUGUGUAGUUGAUUCUUCAAGAAAAUCCGAGGGUCAAGCAUUUUGGUAUUCAGAGGAAACCAUUACCUCUAGAACCAUCUGUACUUUUGCGUGAGGCUAACCGCCGAAGGGCUUCUCUCUCUGCUGGGAAUUUGUUUGAAAUGUUUGAUGGUCGCUCAGUUGUUAUUGAUGGCUCAGGUCCAGAUGGAUCCUUAAAGAUGUCCCCAUCACCUAAAAUAAAUACGAUUUCCAUGUCAAGGACUAAUUCUUCACCAGGAAACUUUGAGAGCUCAAUAGAUCGACCAAUGAGACUUUCAGAGAUCUACGUUGCUGCUGAACAUGCUCUGCGGAACACAAUUUCUAAUCCUGAUUUAUGGAAAUCAUUGUCUUCUGUAAAGGAGUUUGAGGAAAAAUAUUUGGAUCUAUCAAAGGGCGCUGCUGACAAUUUUUAUCGUUCAUGGUGGAAAAGACAUGGUGUUGUCCUUGAUGGUGAAAUUGCAGCUGUCUGCUAUAAGCAUGGGAAUUAUGAUCUUGCUGCAAAAUCCUAUGAGAAGGUAUGCGCUCUUUAUGCUGGUGAAGGAUGGCAGGAUUUGUUGGCAGAAGUUCUUCCCAAUUUAGCAGAGUGUCAGAAGAUGCUUAAUGAUCAAGCUGGCUACCUGUCAUCUUGUGUGAGGUUGCUCUCCCUAGAUAAAGGCUUGUUCUUGACCAAGGAACGGCAAGCUUUUCAGUCAGAAGUUGUUCAACUUGCACAUAGUGAAAUGAAACACCCUGUGCCCCUAGAUGUGUCCUCAUUGAUCACAUUUUCUGGCAAUCCUGGGCCACCUUUGGAGCUAUGUGAUGGGGAUCCUGGUACCCUAUCUGUAACUGUGUGGAGUGGCUUUCCUGAUGAUAUAACUCUUGAAUCGCUUAGUCUCACUCUGAAUGCUACUUAUAAUGCCGAUGAAGGUGUUAAGACAAUAAGGAGCUCUGAAGCUACUAUACUAAAGCCUGGCAGGAACACAAUCACCCUUUCCCUACCCCCACAGAAACCGGGUUCCUAUGUCUUGGGGGUUCUUACUGGGCAGAUUGGUCACUUGAGAUUUAGGUCUCAUAGUUUUUCCAAAGGGGGACCUGCAGAUAGUGAUGAUUUUAUGAGUUAUGAGAAGCCAACUAGACCCAUCUUAAAGGUGUUCAAACCAAGGUCACUGGUUGAUCUUGCUGCAGCUGUUUCAUCUGCUUUACUAAUGAAUGAACCUCAGUGGGUUGGAAUAAUUAUAAAGCCAAUUAACUACUCCCUUAGGGAUGCUGUCUUGCAUAUUGACACUGGUCCAGGUUUGAGGAUCGAGGAGUCAUAUAUCAUUGAAAUGGAGAGGUAUGCCAAGGAAUCACAUAUUUCAGGUGACUUGGGUUACUCAGAUGAUGCUAAAAAUGAUGGCUCUUCUACUGUUACUGAAGAAUUACAGCAGCUAACUCUUCAGGAUGGUAGAAUAGAAUUGCCAUACUGGGCUAGCAAUAUAACUUCUGUUUUGUGGAUUCCAGUGCGUGCUAUUAGUGACAAGUUAGCUAGAGGAACAUCCACAGGAGCAGUGUUUCCCCAAAGACAGAGUGUUGUAGAUGGAUUGAGAACAAUAGCUCUGAAACUUGAAUUUGGAGUAUCACACAACCAGACAUUUGAAAGGACCAUAGCUGUGCAUUUCACUGAUCCUUUCCAUGUGAGCACACGUGUUGCAGACAAAUGCAAUGAUGGUACUUUGCUUUUGCAGGUGAUACUACACUCACAAGUGAAGGCUUCAUUGACCAUAUAUGAUGCUUGGCUGGAUCUUCAAGAUGGAUUUUCUCACACUAAACAUGGUGAUGGGAGACCAACAUCCGCCUACUUUCCGCUUCUUGUUUCCCCAACAUCGAAAACUGGAAUUCUGUUCAGUUUAUGCUUGGGGACUACAAUCGCUGAAGAUGAAGCAAAGGAGUUGCAUCCAGAUAGUAUAUUAAACAUCAGAUAUGGAAUUGCUGGUGAUAGAAACCUAGGAGCCCAUACCCCGGUUGCUGUGGAUCCCAUCAGACCCGAGGAAGUUACAAAUUCUUUGAUCUUUAGGAGUGCUCUUGUUUUGCAGCGGCCUGUGCUGGACCCUUGCAUGGCGGUUGGUUUUCUUCCUCUUCCCUCAAGUGGUCUCAGAGUUGGCCAGCUUGUUACCAUGAAGUGGAGAGUUGAAAGGUUAAAGGAUUUUCAGGAAAAUGAAGUUCCUGAAAACAAUGAUGAGGUGUUAUAUGAAGUCAAUGCAAACUCUGAGAAUUGGAUGAUUGCUGGAAGGAAAAGAGGUCAUGCUUCAAUUUCCACAAAGCAAGGUUCAAGGAUAGUCAUUUCAAUAUUAUGUGUGCCGCUGGUGGCGGGAUAUGUUCGUCCUCCUCAACUGGGCCUGGCCAAUGUGGAUGAUGCAAAUAUAAGUUGCAACCCUCCCGGACCUCAUUUGGUCUGUGUCAUGCCUCCAGCUCUCAGCUCCUCUUUCUGCAUACCAGCGUGAUAUACUUGAGGCCAUCUUUGAUUUAACACACUUUACAGGUGGACUUGGUUUCCCAUUCCAUAAGAAGUUAUAGGUAUAGAGGUAUAUUUCAGGUAGCCAAUUUUGAUCAUCUAAGAAAUUUGUAAAUCUGUAUUUUUUCCAUAAUUGAAAAUUAAGAAACUGGGUUUUGAAUUUAAUUCGGGUUGGUGGUUCUUAGAGUGCUAAACUAUGCGGCUGUUGUGUAGUCUCUUGGCUCUUGCAGAAUGGACUUCUGGACUAGUACAAUAGUGUAGACUGAAAAAAUACAAACAGUUUUCUUUCAAAAAAAUUUAUUUGUAAAUGCUGCUGAAGUGCUACGUUGUUGUUCCUUGUAAUAUUGUGAUGUUAGACAAAGGCAUCCUUGUCCUUGUAAAUUUUGUGGCUUGAAUUCUCCUUUAUUCAAUGAUUUCUAUGUUUUCUU